AUGGCGCGCGUCGUCGGGCACCUGCUCCAGGAGAGUAUCAUCGAGCCGUGCGUGGACACCGACCAGAGAGCGUUCCAUCUGUCAAUCGAACAUCGCAACCAGACCAACGACAAUGUUAUCCUGGAGGCCGCCCAGGCGCUCAAGUUGCAUAACGUGGGCGUCAAGUGCGCCACCAUCACGGCGGAGAAGGACGUUGCCGAGAAGUACCACUUGAAGCGCACGUGGAUGUCGCCCAACGCCGCCAUUCGCAACGCCCUUGGCGGUGAUGUGUUCCGGAAGCCCAUUGCCUGCCGCAACGUCCCUCCGCUCAUGAAUCAGUGGCGCAGGUCCAUCAUCACUGCGUGCCACGCGUUCGGCGACCAGUACAACAGCCAGGACUUCGUGGUCCGCGGAACCGGCACGCUCCAGAUCAAGUACUCGCCCUCCAUCGGAGCUCCCUGCAACCUUGACGUAAGUGUCGGCAAAUUUAAUACGUAG
This is a messenger RNA of Dermacentor silvarum, 477 nucleotides long. Its product is annotated as isocitrate dehydrogenase [NADP] cytoplasmic-like. The transcript has a single exon. Gene Ontology annotation, molecular function: isocitrate dehydrogenase (NADP+) activity. Gene Ontology annotation, cellular component: mitochondrion; cytosol; peroxisome. Gene Ontology annotation, biological process: isocitrate metabolic process. The coding region runs from base 1 to 477 and encodes 158 amino acids. NCBI's taxonomy places the organism in Eukaryota, Metazoa, Arthropoda, Arachnida, Ixodida, Ixodidae. The record is from RefSeq and is a predicted model, not a curated record.